Molecule: messenger RNA, 1860 nt
Organism: Ictalurus furcatus (blue catfish)
Lineage: Eukaryota; Metazoa; Chordata; Actinopteri; Siluriformes; Ictaluridae
Product: solute carrier family 13 member 2-like
Exons: 12
Coding region: 112-1860 (582 amino acids)
Biological process (GO): monoatomic anion transmembrane transport
Cellular component (GO): membrane
Molecular function (GO): transmembrane transporter activity
Source: RefSeq, a predicted model, not a curated record
UGCAAUAGUCUAUCCUUAAUGAUGUCAUAAAAUGUGUCAUUUGAUCAAAAACGUUUUGCACUAAGGUGCUCUCUUUUGUCUUGUACACAAGUUACUUGAUAAAUCUGGAUUAUGGCGAAGAGUAUGAAAUGGCUGUGGGAUUACAGAAAUUAUGUGAUCACCAUUACGACACCUUUUCUGAUCCUGCCUCUACCUCUUAUUGUCAACACUUCGGAGGCUAAGUGUGGCUUUGUGUUCAUCCUGAUGAUUAUGUACUGGUGUACAGAGUGUCUGCCACUGGCAAUAACUGCUCUCCUCCCUGUUAUGUUCUUCCCUAUGAUGGGCAUCAUGACAGCUGAACAGGUCUCUAUCCAGUAUUUCAGUGAUACUACCAUGCUGGGAGCUGGUGGGUUGAUAGUGGCCAUAGCUGUAGAAGAGUGGAAUCUCCACAAACGCCUAGCCUUGGCCAUGGUUCUGGUGGUGGGGGUGAAGCCAGCAUUGUUAAUGUUGGGGUUCAUGAGCACCACAGCCAUCCUCUCCAUGGGGAUCUCUAACAUAGCCUCUACAGCUAUAAUGCUACCCAUUGUGCGUGCCAUGAUGGAGCACCUCAGUAAGACUGAGGCAGAGGUCGAAGUGAGGGAGCUACAGCAGAACAGGGCCAUGAGGAUUUCACAAGUCCAAGAGAGCAAGGACGGAAUCUGCAACAUUCAGGUGGAGCCAAGUCCUGAGGAACUGUUAAGCGCUGAGCAGAGGAGGCUAAAGCACGACCAGAAGUUUCUGAGUCUCACAAAAGGAAUGAGUAUGAGUGUGUGUUAUGCUGCCAGCAUCGGCGGUACGGCCACACUCACCGGCUCCAUCCCCAACCUCAUACUCAAAGGCCAGAUUGACAAGACAUUUCCAGAGAAUGGGGAUGUGAUCAACUAUGCCUCCUGGUUUGGAUUUUCCUUCCCCAACAUGGUGCUGAUGUUGAUCCUCUGUUGGCUAUUGCUGCAGUUCAUGUAUUUGGGCUUUAAUAUGAAAAAAACGUAUGGUUGUGGAAUGAUCAGGAGCAGUCAACAAGAGGCCUAUCAGGUAAUAAAGUACGAGUUCAGAAAGCUCGGCAGCAUGAAUUUUGCAGAGUCCUGUGUGGUCAUGCUUUUCAUACUGCUGGUUCUGCUGUGGUUCACGAGGGAGCCUGGCUUCAUACCUGGCUGGGCCUCGCUACUCUUCAAUCAAGAAAAAAAGUUCGUGACAGAUGGCACAGUCUCCAUUUUUGUAACCUUUAUGUUUUUCAUAAUACCCUCCAAAUUUCCAAGAUGUUGGCAUGCUGGUUCUUUAGAGAUAACUGGCGGGGGUGAAGUAAAGACUCCUGCCAGCCUGCUAAACUGGGAUGUGGUGCAAAAGAAAAUGCCUUGGAACAUCCUGCUGCUGUUGGGGGGAGCUUUUGCACUUGCUAAAGGCAGCGAGGUAUCCAACCUGUCUUUCUGGCUUGGACAAAAUCUCCUGCCUCUGGGGAACAUCCCUCCAGUAGCUCUCUCCUUUGUGCUGUGCCUUGUGGUGACUAUGCUCACUGAAGUCUGCAACAAUGCCGUAAUCAGCACUGUUUUCCUGCCUAUUCUGGCUUCCAUGGCAACUGCCCUUAAGGUACAUCCACUGUCCAUCAUGCUGCCCACCACCAUCAGCUCCUCAUUUGCCUUUAUGUUCCCAGUGGCCACACCACCCAAUGCCAUUACAUUCAACUAUGCCAACCUCAAGAUUAUGGACAUGGCAAAGCCUGGACUUGUACUGAACCUGCUGGGCGUAGUCUGCAUUAACUUUGCUGUCCAGACUUGGGGUACAGCAAUGUUCCAUUUGAACGAAUUCCCUGCAUGGGCUAAUGUCACUACCUCCCAGACUCCAUAA